AUGGACGAAUGUGGUGGUUUGAAUGGAGUAAUUUGCUUCCCACGAGCUCAGGUGCAAAACUCCAUCAAUAAUACCACGCCCAAUUUCUAUCCUAAAUGGUCAAUCUUCUCCAACUCCUUCAACGUCAAACAAUGCUUUUGCAAGUUUCACGAGGAUCAUGCAAGUCUCAUAUUCAACGUGAUACUUCCAGAAGGGACACACAAGAACGCACCGGAGAAAGUGCGUGCUGCUAUCCACAUUGGACUUCUAAAGGGUCUUUACGUUGGAUUGCUUGUCAGUGUUCUAGUAAUGGUUAUGGAUACAUGA
Molecule: messenger RNA, 306 nt
Organism: Botrytis porri
Lineage: Eukaryota; Fungi; Ascomycota; Leotiomycetes; Helotiales; Sclerotiniaceae
Exons: 1
Coding region: 1-306 (101 amino acids)
Source: RefSeq, a predicted model, not a curated record